AGCCGUAAAGCAUUCCUCUAUAUAUAUGUGAUGAAAUAUGCCUAGCAGCAAGUAUAUCAUCAUCACCAUGUUGCCACAAGCACUUCUUCUGGUGACCCUUUUGAACAUUAACGUUGCAUCAACGUCCAAUAUUGUCAAAACCCUACCCGGCUUUCGCGGUGACCUCCCCUUCAAGCUUGAAACUGGGUACGUGGGAGUGGGCAGCAUGGAUGAUGUGCAGCUGUUUUAUUACUUCUUUGAGUCUGAAGGGAGUCCAGAGUAUGAUCCUCUUGUGCUUUGGCUCACUGGAGGUCCAGGUUGCUCUGCCUUCUCUGGCCUUCUAUAUGAAAAUUUAGGUCCACUAUCCUUUGACUAUGCACAUUCCAUUGGCAACAAACCAAAAUUAAAAUUGAAUCCAUAUUCAUGGACAAAGGUUGCCAACAUAAUAUUUUUAGACGCACCGGUAGGCACAGGAUUCUCAUAUGCAAAAAAUUGGGAAGGAUAUAGCAAUCUCAAUGACACCUUGUCAGCUGCACAGACAUAUGAAUUUCUUAGAAAGUGGCUUAUGGAUCAUCCCAAGUUCUACAAUAAUCCACUUUAUAUCACUGGAGAUUCUUAUUCAGGCAUAAUUGUUCCGAUGGUCGUUCAGGAAAUAUCGGAUGGUAAUCAAGAUGAACAUGUGCCACCAAUGAAUCUCAAAGGAUAUGUGCUCGGCAAUCCAGUGACAGAUAAAAAAAAAGAUUAUAAUUACAAAGUGUUAUUUGCUUACCUAAAAGCACUUAUAUCAGAUGAACUAUACCAGUCAAUGAAAAAAAACUGCAAGGGAGAGUAUAUCAAUGUGGAUCUAAACAACACGUUAUGUGUGGAGGAUCUUGAACUUUACAACGAGUGUAUCGAAGACAUACAGAGUGGACAGAUAUUGGAACCUUCAUGUACUUUAGUAGCAUUGCCAAAAUCAGCAGGGUCAAAGUGGAAUGUAAACUAUUUUAGCGAUAAAGACUCCGUAAAUCUCCUCCUUUCCUUUCCUGAACUUACUAGGCCAUGGUGUCGGAGUUACAAUUAUCUCUUCUCUUAUAUUUGGGCAAAUGACAAAACUGUCCAAGAUGCUCUUCAUAUUCAGGAGGGAAGCAUUAAGGAAUGGUUGAGAUGCAAUCAGACCUUACAAGAUUCAUAUAUAUCUGAUGUUUCCUCCAGUCUUGUCUAUCAUGAGAAUCUCAUAAAACAAGGCUAUAGAGUUCUGAUUUACAGCGGUGAUCAUGACAUGGUAAUUCCAUAUGUGGCUACUAUGGCUUGGAUAGAAUCUCUGAACUUGACUGUUGACAGUCGUUGGAAGCCAUGGUUCGUCGACGGACAGGUUGCAGGAUACAGAGUGCAGUACUCAGAUAAAAAGUACCGGUUGACAUAUACAACUAUAAAGGGAGCAGGCCACACAGCUCCAGAGUACAAGCCUGAAGAAUGCCAUGCUAUGAUUAGUCGGUGGUUCGCAUACUACCCUCUGUAGUCAGAAUUUCUAUUGCUGUUAUCCCAAAAUUAAUAAGUCAAUUGGUUCGCAUACUACCCUUUCGUCUGUGUCUGUUUGAGUCAAUUCUUCCAAGACUGACAUGAAAUCAUGAAUCAAAUAUCAGUUUGAGUCAAUUCA
This is a messenger RNA of Prunus dulcis (almond), 1618 nucleotides long. RefSeq names its product serine carboxypeptidase-like 13. Gene Ontology annotation, biological process: secondary metabolic process; proteolysis. Gene Ontology annotation, molecular function: serine-type carboxypeptidase activity; acyltransferase activity, transferring groups other than amino-acyl groups. The record is from RefSeq and is a predicted model, not a curated record. Lineage: Eukaryota; Viridiplantae; Streptophyta; Magnoliopsida; Rosales; Rosaceae.